AUGUCCGAGCAACUCAUUCUGAAGGGUACCCUUGAAGGCCACAGCGGAUGGGUUACAUCCCUCGCUACCUCCAUCGAAAACCCAAACCUCCUCCUCUCCGGAUCCCGCGACAAGACCUUGAUCAUCUGGAACCUCACUCGGGAUGAUACUUCCUACGGAUAUCCUAAGCGGUCAUUGCACGGUCACAGCCAUAUCAUCUCUGAUUGCGUGAUCUCCUCUGACGGUGCCUACGCCCUCUCCGCUUCCUGGGACAAGACUCUCCGACUCUGGGAGCUUUCCUCCGGUACUACUACCCGCCGUUUCGUCGGACACACCAACGAUGUUCUCUCUGUCUCCUUUUCUGCCGACAACAGACAAAUCGUUUCCGGAUCCCGCGAUCGCACAAUCAAGCUCUGGAACACUCUCGGUGACUGCAAGUUCACUAUCACUGAGAAGGGACACGCCGACUGGGUUUCUUGCGUCCGCUUCAGCCCCAACCCCCAAAACCCGGUCAUUGUCAGCUCUGGAUGGGACAAGCUUGUUAAGGUCUGGGAGCUCAGCUCGUGCCGCCUGCAAACCGACCACAUCGGACACACCGGCUACAUCAAUACUGUGACCAUCUCUCCCGAUGGAUCUCUCUGCGCCUCCGGUGGCAAGGACGGAACCACCAUGCUCUGGGACUUGAACGAGUCGAAGCACCUCUACUCCCUUAACGCCGGCGAUGAGAUCCACGCCCUCGUUUUCUCCCCCAACCGAUACUGGCUCUGCGCCGCCACCUCCAGCAGCAUUAUCAUCUUCGACUUGGAGAAGAAGAGCAAGGUUGACGAGUUGAAGCCAGAUUUCGAGACCAUUGGUAAGAAGAGCAGAGAGCCGGAGUGUGUUAGCUUGGCAUGGAGCGGCGAUGGACAGACCUUGUUCGCCGGAUACACCGACAACAUGAUCCGUGCUUGGGGUGUUAUGUCGAGAGCUUAG
Messenger RNA from Drepanopeziza brunnea f. sp. 'multigermtubi' MB_m1, 951 nucleotides. RefSeq names its product 40S ribosomal protein RACK1. Gene Ontology annotation, cellular component: cytosol; nucleus. Gene Ontology annotation, molecular function: protein kinase C binding; ribosome binding; translation regulator activity. The record is from RefSeq and is a predicted model, not a curated record. Gene Ontology annotation, biological process: positive regulation of protein phosphorylation; rescue of stalled cytosolic ribosome. Lineage: Eukaryota; Fungi; Ascomycota; Leotiomycetes; Helotiales; Drepanopezizaceae.